Molecule: messenger RNA, 1095 nt
Organism: Auanema sp. JU1783
Lineage: Eukaryota; Metazoa; Nematoda; Chromadorea; Rhabditida; Rhabditidae
Source: the annotation of a GenBank genome assembly
AUGUCCAGCAGAAUACUUCGUCGUCCUGUCAUAUCAUCCUUAACAGAUAUUUCCCGGAACUAUAGUCCACUUCCAGCUGAUCCAUUAGCACGUUUUCAAAAAAUAUCAGAAAAUUGUCCUGAGAAACCAAAAUUCCUCAUAACAGGAUCUCUUGGUCAACUAGGUCGAGGAUUGAACACUGUGUUUAAAUAUAUGUAUGGCAAUGACAGCGUGUUGAUGAGUGAUAUAGUUAAAGUACCAGCCGACGCUGCAGAUGUUACUAACUUUCAAUACAUCGAUAUCUUGAAUCAAGGAGCCAUUGAGGAAGCCAUUGUGAAUCAUAGGAUUGACACUAUAAUACAUUUCUCAGCGCUGCUUAGCGCCGUUGGUGAGCAGAACGUUCCAUUAGCUUUGCAAGUGAAUUGUCGAGGAGUUGAGAAUGUUCUUGAAGCUGCAAGGAAAUAUCGUCUCAAGGUUUUCAUUCCUUCAACCAUCGGAGCAUUUGGACCAACUACUCCUCGUGACAACACUCCUGAUCUUACAAUUCAAGUUCCGACAACUAUUUACGGAGUUUCUAAAGUUUAUGCCGAACGUCUCGGCGAAUAUUAUCAUUCCAAAUUCGGUUUAGAUUUCCGUUGCUUGCGAUUCCCUGGUAUCAUUUCAGCAACUAAACCGGGAGGUGGAACUACUGACUAUGCCAUCCAAAUAUUCUACGAUGCACUCGAAAAGGGACAUUUUACUUGUUACCUCAAGCCUGAUACUGUCCUUCCAAUGAUGUAUGAUACCGAUUGUAUGGCAUCAGUAGCUCAGUUUCUGUCUACUCCUUCUGAAGCUCUCCCUUAUCGAACUUACAAUGUUACUGGCUUCAGCUUCACCCCCGAACAAAUUGCUGCUGAAAUAAGAAAACAUAUUCCGCAUUUUGAAAUUGACUACAAAAUAUGUCCAAUUAGACAAGCUAUAGCUGACUCAUGGCCAAGAUCUCUUGAUGAUACAGGUGCCCGACGAGAUUGGGAAUGGAACGUUGAAUAUAAACUUGAAGAAACAACACAGGUUAUGCUUGCACUCAUUCAAAGGGACCUUAACAAGCAGCAAACAUCUAUGGCAGCAUCAGCUUAA